AUGCCCAUAUGUAUCGAGUGUCGGUACCCCGUAAGCAGCCUGUACACUACAUACAGUAAGGCCGAUGAUCGUACAUUGGGAAAGGGUGUUCGUUUGACUCAGUGCCCGCGGUGCAAGCGUUUUGCAGACAAAUAUGUCGAGCAUGAUUUUGUUGUUCUAUUCAUCGAUCUGGUCUUGAUUAAGCCGCAGGUCUACAGACAUCUUUUGUUCAACCGCCUGGGUCGAGAAGAUGGUCGCUUCAAUCCCUCCAUAAUACGUUUGGGCGUCUUGCUCCUUCUGUUCGACGUUUACUUGACUUGGGCGCGUAUUGAAGAAGCUAUGCCCUCUUCUUCAGCCACAGAUGCUAUCUCCAUGCCAACCCCAUCAGAUCCAUUUGCUCAUCUCACGAGUAAUGCUACGGGGUCGAGCGACUCGAGUACAUCAGGUCUACUUCCUUCUUCUUACCUCCUUAGCGAGCAGCCUAUCAUCCUGCAAUACGUCUUCUUCCUUUUACUAUGCGCGCUGGAGACUAUCUCGUUUCACCUCCCGAUUCGCACUGUCUUAUCUCUGCGCUUACCUCGACCACUAUCUUACCUCAUACCUCACUACCCCCAUCCUGCUGUCAUAAGCACGGCACUGCUGGUGUCAAGCUUUACAAAGCUCUUUCCGCUGUUGUUGCUGAUCUGGAAGUAUGACCUACCGAGUAGCGCGAGUGCUGUCUCGUGGGCUGUCAUCAUCAACAAUGUUGCCGCCCUGGAGAUCUUGCUUGAGUGUGGAGUCAUCAGAGCUGUGAUACUGGCGGCAGUCGGUGCUGUGUGUCGAGCAGGUGUUGGAUGGGGUAUCCUGAGAGCUGCCGGUGUUGGAUCGGGUGUGGCAGCUGCUGGUGUCGUCGAAACGGGCGAUCUGAUUGAGUUGUGGAAACGACUCGCACUCCAUGUGGGUAUAGGGCAAUAA
Messenger RNA from Aureobasidium melanogenum CBS 110374, 933 nucleotides. Its product is annotated as ARV1-like protein. Gene Ontology annotation, cellular component: Golgi apparatus; cortical endoplasmic reticulum. The transcript is spliced from 4 exons. Bases 1 to 933 code for a protein of 310 amino acids. Lineage: Eukaryota; Fungi; Ascomycota; Dothideomycetes; Dothideales; Saccotheciaceae. Gene Ontology annotation, biological process: regulation of plasma membrane sterol distribution; sphingolipid metabolic process; sterol metabolic process. The record is from RefSeq and is a predicted model, not a curated record.